This is a messenger RNA of Pseudonaja textilis, 2581 nucleotides long. The record is from RefSeq and is a predicted model, not a curated record. NCBI's taxonomy places the organism in Eukaryota, Metazoa, Chordata, Lepidosauria, Squamata, Elapidae.
GUCGCGGCUGGCAGAGGAGAAGAGAGAGAGAGAGAGAGAGAGACGAGGCCGGCGGCCCCGCUGAGCGGAGACUGAAGCCAGCAGCAGCCUUUGGGAAGAGACCCCCGGAGAGAGGCGGCUUGUCUUCCCCGCUCCAGCCCUUCUGGGGCAGCGGGGCGUUGGUCUUGGGCCCCUCCUGAGGACCUAGCGGAGAAGGAUCUACAGCCCCCCCCUCAUUCCUGGGCAGGUGGGCAGGUUCCUGGAACAGCAGUGGAGAUGGCUGCAGUGGCAGAACAGGAAAGUGAAACUCAAUUGUGCAACAAUUGUCAAAAAGAGAUUCCUCUGGCAAACUUUACCAUCCACGAGAUUCACUGCAGCCGGAACAUCGGGGUCUGUCCCCUCUGCAAGGAGUCCUUCCCCAAGGCAGAAAUGAGGACUCACCAGGAACAAGAGCAUGCCCAGAUUGUCUGUAAGUGCAGCAUGAGAAUGGACAGAGGACUCUUGCAGGAUCAUGUAGCUUUUGAGUGUCCCCUGCGGCCUGUUGCAUGUCAACACUGUGACAUUGAGCUGGCCUUCUGCAAGCUCCAGGACCACGAAGAUUACUGUGGGGCCCGGACCGAGCGAUGCGUCCGAUGCAACCGCAACAUCAUGCUGCGAGAACUGAAAACGCACCCCAUCGACUGUGGGGAGAAGGCCGCGGGGGGAGAGCCGGGCGGCCAGGCGAAGCCCCCUUUCCGCCCCGAGGCCCCUUGGCGAAACAUUCAGACCAUCCGGAACGUCCUGCAGCCGGACUUUGCCGGAGAGUCGCCGCUGAGGGGCAACAGGUUCCUGGAGAGCCAGCUGCACAGUUGGGUCUCGGGUGAUCAGCUGCCCAGCAGGGAGCCCAGUUGGAGGAACCGAGGCCCAUCCCAGCCAGAUCGGAGUCGAGCCCGUCUGGAAAAGGAGGCCCCGCCGCUGCCCGUGGACGGAGACUCGGACUACAACUUGGAUUACCUGCUGGCGCUCAGCUUGCAGCAGGAAAACAGCUUCGGCCAACCCCGUGUGGCCGAGCUCCACAGAGAACUCUGGAAGAACAUCUGCGCCCCCCAGGCCGGACCAGCAAAGAACUCCAGGGACCCCUCUCAGGAUUUGCUGGUGGCAGCCGACAAUCUGAACAGGCCCCAAACGGAGACCCUGCUGCCUUGUGAAUUCUGCGAGGAGCUGUUCCCCGAGGGAGACCUGAUCCUUCACCAGACGGGCUGCAGCCCCGCCAGCGCCUUGGCCUCCUUCAGCAAGAGGAGCAACCUGCCCCCGCCGACCGAAUGCCUGAGCGGCCUGUGGGGAGAGCUGCCUGGCAGGCGUUCUGUGGGCAGCGGAGAGACGUUUCCUCCCCAGCCCGGCAUCCAGGACAGCCUCUUGCUCCCGUGCGAGUUCUGCGGGGUCCAGCUAGAGGAGGAGAUCCUGUUCCACCACCAGUACCAGUGUGAUUUGCGCCCACCAACCGCCCCCUCGAGCGGGAGGAUGCCUGUACAGUCGGGGUCUCCAGUGGCGGAAAGCUCUGCGGGAACCGAGUCUCCAGAGCUCGUCAGAAGACGCAUCCGGCACCAAGGUGAGCUCUCUCCACAGUACCUGGAGCAACUCCAGCAGAGGACGCCUUUCCAGCCUGCUCCAAGGAGCCACUCCCAGGUGGCGGCCAGGCGCUUCCUGCUGGCCGCUCCCAACAACCAACAGAGGGAGGAAGCGGCUGCUCUUUCCAAGGCAAGGAAGCCCAAGAAACUGGGAGACAGCGAAGGAAGGACCCCGGGCCAAAGUCCGAGCGACCCCGUGGCCGCCCCUCUGCCUGCCAGAUACCCCCACUCGGACUACGCUCCCAGCACCUACAUCCCAAGCUUCCCUGCUACACACCCCACUCGCCCAAGCAUCAGACAGGAAGGAGGACAAAGUCCUUCAGCUCCGCCCCAUUUCAACAACGCCAAGGCAAAACCCUGGCAAGUGAAGUCGGCCAACCCCGACAGAGAAUGAGGGGAGAAUGUCCAGGGCCGCCCUUUCCUGCCUCCCCUCCGGCACGAGGACCUGGGCUUCAUGGCAAGAUUUCCGCAGGAGUUCCGGGACCGGCGUUCCACACCUGCCACAGAGGCGGCGGCAGGAUCCCGUGAUUGCUUUGUCAGUUGUGCCCUGUUUUGUUGCUGUUCAGGUGGGGGUACAGAGGGCCGAGUCGUUCCGGGGGCUCAAAACCUUUUGCUUGAGCAGACGCUUCCUCUUUGCAAGCAUAGAGAAACAACUCCCCCCCCCCCCCCCCCCCCUUUUCCAAAGGCCUGAGUAGACGGGCUAGUUAGUAGUUGCCGAGUUCGAACUUUGCUGCUAGGAGUGUCCCUCCCUCCCUCCCUGCCCUGCCCUCGCCCGCCUCUUCCUUUCUCCUCCUUCCCAGCCCAGUUUUUCACUCAAUGUGAAAGGAGGGGAAUCCCCCCCCAUCCCCCCAUGACCCUCCUGGGGGCUCCUCCCUGGGGUUCAGUCGCAGGGCCUUAAAAGCCGAAACGGGCGCUCCGAGGAGCCGGAGGGCCGCGCCCUUUUGUGUGUUUUGAGACUUUUCAAUUUCUUACAAUAAAGUUUGUACCUAUUAGCC